AAGUUAUUCAACGUGAUCUCUGAAAACGACGACCAUUCAGUGACCACGUUUUUUGAUCUGUUUGUGUUAGUUUCGGCUUUAACGAAUAAAUGGGUAGGAAAAAGGAGCUGUCAGACCUUGGGAAAAGAGGAAAGGGCAAAAAGUCUAAAAAACAGGGAGAGCCUCUUCUCACCGGAGUUUUUAGAGAUGUUGUUGAAAAAGAAGAUAAAAAGAUGGGAAGGCGUGCUAGAAAAAGGAUGGCUAAGAGAACUGCAGAGGCUUCAGCAAUCCUUGAAAGAAGUGCUCAGAAGAAAAAAAGCAACAAGAAAGAGGAUGAACUUCAAAGUGAUGGAGAAGGUGAUGGAGAAGAUAUCUCUGAAGAUGAGAUGAUGCAGUCCUUAACAGAUGAAGAAAUGAGUAGUGAUGAGGAAUAUUCUGAUGAAGAUGAGGAAUUAAUCAAUUUUAUGUACAUUUAUUUUUUGAAUGGACCUAGUCCAAAACAGAUGUGUAUAAGAGACAGCAUUGUUACAGUCUUCAGAUGUAGUGGACAUAAAAUAAUGCUUCUUCAGGUCCCUGACAACACCCAGCCAGCAGAAGAUUAUGAGAAUGUAAACCUAGACUCGGAUUCAGAUGAUGAUAGUGAUGAAGAUGAUGGCGGUGAUGAUGGUACUGACGAUGAUCAGGACCUAUUACCGGUGGAAAAAGCUUCCAAAAAAUUAGAGAAAAAAAUGAAGAAACAAAGGCAACUUGCAGACGCAGAGCUUCAGACCAGUAUAACACAGACAGAGACCUACCGCUUGCCCAGUGGCCAGGAGAUUGAGAAAGAAGCAACUCAACCACCAGACAUCACAAUUAUUCACCAACGCAUCAAAGAGAUCUUAGAAGUGCUUGGCGAUUUCACAAAAAGGAGAGAAGAAGGAGUACCAAGAUCUGAAUACAUCCAGCGUUUGACAUCUGACCUUUGCACCUACUACAGUUACAAUGAUUAUCUUAUGAAUAAGCUAAUACAGUUAUUCCCACUGUCAGAGCUUGUUGAAUUCCUGGAAGCAAAUGAAGUUCAACGACCUUUGACUAUUAGAACAAAUACACUGAAAACAAGGCGCCGAGACUUAGCUCAGGCUCUCAUUAAUAGAGGUGUGAAUUUAGAUCCUGUUGGAAAGUGGUCUAAAGUCGGAUUGGUUGUGUACGAUUCAGCUGUACCAAUUGGUGCCACGCCAGAGUACCUAGCAGGGCAUUAUGUACUUCAGAGCGCCUCCAGUUUCCUACCUGUCAUGGCCCUAGCACCUCAGGAUAAUGAGCGGAUAUUGGAUAUGUGCUCGGCUCCGGGUGGCAAAACUACUUAUAUUGCAUCUCUGAUGAAAAAUACAGGAAUGCUUUUCGCAAAUGACUUCAACAAGGAGAGAAUCAAGGCAGUUGUGGGUAAUCUGCAUCGAUGUGGUGUUACUAACACUGUUGUUAGUAAUUAUGAUGGCAGGUCAUUUCCUAAAGUGAUUGGUGGUUUUGAUAGGGUGUUACUUGAUGCACCUUGUAGUGGCACAGGAGUGAUUGCUAAAGACACAGCAGUCAAGACAAACAAGGAUGAGAAAGACAUUCUUCGCUGUUCACAUCUCCAGAAGGAACUCAUACUGGCUGCCAUUGACUCCAUGGAUGCUAAAUCCAGCACUGGUGGAUAUCUUGUCUAUUCUACAUGUUCAAUUAUGGUUGAGGAAAAUGAGUGCGUAAUAGACUAUGCAUUGAAAAAGAGAUGUGUUAAGCUUGUCAGCACAGGCUUAGAGUUUGGAAAAGAUGGUUUUACAAGGUUUCGUGAAAGAAAGUUCCAUCCGACAAUGAACCUAACCAAGCGAUUCUAUCCCCACACUCAUAAUAUGGAUGGUUUCUUUGUCGCAAAACUAAAGAAAUUUUCCAACAAGAUACCAAAUACAGAUGUGUCUACAGCUGUAGAGGCUAGUGAAGAAAAGGAAAAAGUUAAUAAAGAAAUCAAGUUGUCCAACUCAGAAAAACGAUCCCCUGCAAGAAAAAGUAAAUCUUCUAAAAUAGGAACGCCUUCACCAUCAUUAAACCCUAAUAAUGAUGAUAAGAAACCUUCAGUUGGAAAGAAAACAAAAAGGGCAGCAGAUAAAUCAAAAGAUGUACCUCCACCCAAGAAAAUUAAUAGGAAGUCUGAUGGCAAGAUAGAUGAGAACAUUAUAAGUAACACAAAUACUUUAUCAAAUGGUAAAAAGACACCUAUUAAAUCUAAGAUUGUCUCCAAAGUUAUGGUUAAUGGCGGUUCAAAUAAGAAGAAAACAGAAAAUAGAUUGACAACACCAACCCAUGUAAACACAACUAAAUUGAUAAUUUCUAGUGAAAAGGUACAAAAGGUUUCCAGUAAAAAGAAAAGUUUGAAAGCAUCUGUUGAAGCGUCAUCAGUAAAAUCUAACCAUACUGAAAUGGAAACACCAUUGGUAUCUACUAAAGCAGAUACCACUGUAAAAACACCACAAAGGUCAAAGACACCAUCGGGCACAAUGAGUGAGAAAAAAAAGCUGAAAGUUCAGCUCAAACGCAUUUUGGAAAACAGAAGGAAAUCAAAGGGUAAUGGAAUAGAAUGAUAGACAAGGACGUGAAAUUUGAAAUAUAAUGUGUAUUUUAAUAUGAACAUGGAGGCAUCAUUACAACCUUUUCAUUGUUAUUUUUUUUUUUUUUUGGGGAGGUGGGGUGGUGGUUGGAUGUUCAGUUCUUUGGUGGAAGCGAUUCUCCAUAAACUGCUAGCAAGUCUGAUUAUGAGACUUCAAGAAAGGAGUUUAGUUGAGCAUUCUUAACUAUCAAUCUACAGCUCAACAUUUUUAUUUUUAAAGCCAACAAAAAAUGUGAGGUUGCACCACGAAAUGAGAUGCAUCCUUGGUGAAAUAAUAUUGAGAUAUUCACCAAAAUAUUUAAUGUUUGAUGAUUUCGAAUAAAAAUAGAAUUUUAUUUCUGUCCAAUUAGCACACCCGUCACCAUGAAAAAGUAGAAAUUGCUGGAAUCUUUAUUUUUAUUACGCUCUCCGCUGCCUUGAAAUAUCCGAAGAUAAGAUAUGUACUGUAUAUUUCUUCCUAAUUAUAGAAGGUUCAAGCAUUUAACCAUACUGUUUUACAUUCACCAAUAAAAUUUUAUUUUUAUUUUCUCCUUUGUCUGGAUGUUUUUGGCAAAACUAUUUGCUAAAUAAGAAAACAAAAUUUUAUUUUUAUUCCGCCCUUCUCCCGUAAUCUUUAAAGAAAUAAUUGGGGGGGUCCAUCGUAGUGCUGUUCUCGGUAGCGAGGAAGGUGGCAUGCGACAGACAUGUCGUAACUCCAAUGACGCAUCUGGAUUUCCUCUUGUACGGGCACUGUUUCUGUUUUGCUCCGGAGUUGUUCAUUUGAAAUGGUAUUCGGCCAGUAGAUUCUGAUGAUGCGCCGCAGGCAUUUGAUUUCGCCCUAUGAUACCUUUGUACCUUUUCACUAGAAAAAUUCACUUUUUAAGUGAAUUUUCUUUCUAAACAGCGUUUCGGCUCAUAUUCUGUAAUUCUAGUCCUAUUAUUUGUACAGGUUAGUUAAUUAAAGUUUAUAAUGUGAUCUGCCCAAAUAUAAUAUAAACUCAAUUCUUGAUUUUCUGACCAUGAAACUCAUUUUGUAGUGAGACCUCACAAAUGUGUUUUCCAAGCACAGCCAUCUGGGAAUCAGGGCUGAUUUUUCAGCCUUUAUUUAUUUAUUUACUUAUAAUAAAUAUUAUUAAAUUACAAUAAUUAUGAAUGUUUUAAGAUUCUCAAGUUAAUGUUAAAUUUAUAUAUUUUCUGGCUUUGUUAACAACCUUUAGGAGGAAUGUGGAUCAUAAUGUUUUAAAAAAAUGAGCUUUUUAUGGAUAUUAACUAUCCUUUUACUUCAAUAAAUACUUUAUUUAAUAGUACAGUUUA
Messenger RNA from Anneissia japonica, 3889 nucleotides. Its product is annotated as 25S rRNA (cytosine-C(5))-methyltransferase nop2-like. The transcript has 16 exons. Gene Ontology annotation, molecular function: rRNA (cytosine-C5-)-methyltransferase activity; RNA binding. NCBI's taxonomy places the organism in Eukaryota, Metazoa, Echinodermata, Crinoidea, Comatulida, Comatulidae. Gene Ontology annotation, biological process: maturation of LSU-rRNA; rRNA base methylation. Gene Ontology annotation, cellular component: nucleolus. Bases 90 to 2570 code for a protein of 826 amino acids. The record is from RefSeq and is a predicted model, not a curated record.